AUGCCUCUUCUUAGGGUCUUGGAUCUGUCACAUUCAUUCAUGUUUAAAGAGCUUCCUGCAGGGAUCGGUAACUUGGCAGAGCUUCGAUAUCUCAAUCUAUCACACACCGACAUCGUAUCAUUGCCUGAAGAGAUGAGAAAUCUGGUAAAGCUGCAGCACUUGAACUUACAGCAUUCAUUUUUGCAGGAGCUCCCAGCAGGUAUUGGUAGCUUGGUAGAGUUACGAUAUCUCAAUCCAUCAGCCACAAGGAUCAGAUCAUUGCCUGAAGAGAUGAGAAAUCUGGUAAAGCUGCAGCACUUGAAUUUGUGGCACUCAUUUUUGCAGGAGCUUCCUGUAGGGUUCGGUAACUUAGCAGAGCUGCGAUAUCUCAAUCUAUCAGGCACAGGUAUCACAUCAUUGCCCGAAGAGAUGAAAAAUCUGGUAAACAUGCAGCACUUGGAGUUUCAGAGUUCAUGUUUGCAGGAGCUUCCUGCAGGGAUAGGUGACUUGGCAGAGUUACAAUAUCUCAAUCUAUCAAACACAUGGAUCAGAUCAUUGCCAGAAGAGAUAGGAAAUCUGGUAAAGCUGAAGCACUUAGACCUGAGGACAGUAUUUUUGGACAGAAUUCCCCAAGGUGCAAUCUCCAGGCUUUCUGAGUUAAGAGUAAUGAAGCUAUAUAACUCAAUGUGGGAAGAAGGGAGUGAGGGAUUUAAUAUAAGUGAGUUGGAAAGCUUGGAACAUUUAAUCCAUCUUGAUCUCACCACAUCAACUGUUCAUGAUCUUGAAAGGUUACUCGGGUCUAGCAAACUGCUGAAGGUGACUCGGUUUCUACAACUGGAAGGGUGCGAAGGCCUGACAACCUCCAUCCGACUAUCAUACCUUUUCACAGAAAUAAGGCGUAUUUCUAUUGAAAAAUGCAACAUGUUGGAGGAGGUGACGAUUGGUGCGGAUGGGGAGACCUAUGAUGAUUAUCCUGUUUCGAGCCUAGAAUAUCUCCACCUUCGGAAUAACUCUGGCUUGAAAUGCAUUCUUGUAGGCUGUGGAUGCUUCGAAAACCUUAGCAGCAUAAGCAUUGAGCAUUGUUACAAGUUGAAGAAAAUUGAUUCGUUACUACAACUUGAGAGUCUGGAAAAAAUCGAAAUAAGUAAUUGCUAUGAACUUGAAGAAGUAAUAAGCAAGAUUGCAGAUGAUGAUGAUGAUGAUGAAGAAGUGGGAGACAAAGGGCUAAUGCAACUCAGUUUUAUAUCACUCAAGAACGUUCCAAAACUAACAAGCAUCUGGAGCGAUGCACUGCAUUUUCCUUCCUUGGAGGUAAUGGAGGUGUCUGCGUGUCCAAAGUUGAAGAAGCUCCCUCUUUCUCUUCAUAGCGCUCAUAAUUCUCUAAGGGAGAUUCGUGGUGGGAAAGAAUGUAUGAUGACAUCGAAGGGGUUUGAUGACAUUGAAGCUUGUUUGAUGUUAUCAAACUAUCGUGCAGAGUUACAUAGAAUUGCAGCCAUUCGGGCAGGUCCCAACAAAAAGGAUCUAGACCUUGCCUAUCAUAUAGAGCAUCUACACAUGGCUAAACAGAAAAUCAGAGAAGAAAAACUAAAACUGGAGGACCGAUGCAGUGCAACAGCAACAUAUGGAAGAGCCGACACUAGCGACAUACACAUCCAUAAGGGCUCCAAAGGAAAGCUGAGAAACAGCAAACAUGGCCUCAGCAGCCGCCCAAACCUGCAGAUGGAAGAGGGAAGCUAA
Molecule: messenger RNA, 1716 nt
Organism: Magnolia sinica
Lineage: Eukaryota; Viridiplantae; Streptophyta; Magnoliopsida; Magnoliales; Magnoliaceae
Exons: 3
Coding region: 1-1716 (571 amino acids)
Molecular function (GO): protein binding
Source: RefSeq, a predicted model, not a curated record